Arachis stenosperma is the source of this 753-nucleotide messenger RNA. RefSeq lists its product as uncharacterized. Bases 1 to 753 code for a protein of 250 amino acids. Gene Ontology annotation, molecular function: protein binding. Lineage: Eukaryota; Viridiplantae; Streptophyta; Magnoliopsida; Fabales; Fabaceae. The transcript is spliced from 6 exons. The record is from RefSeq and is a predicted model, not a curated record.
AUGGCGAACAAGUCAAUAGUACUCACUCAAUGCGAACCAUUUUUCGGUGGUUCAUUAGUUGCUUAUGGACCGCAGGCUAUUGGCUGCUGUGGAGGGAUGCAUAUUCUUGAUCUUGUCACUAGAGUGUGGGUUAGUCCUGAAUGCAAAGGGACACCUCCUUUGCCCCGGGAGAGCCACACGGCCGUGCUCGUUGGCGGCUAUAGACUAGAGAUCUUUCGUGGUAGUGGGGAAGGCAGAGCAAACUAUUUGAAUGAUUUGCACAUUCUUGAACUAGGAACCAUGAGAUGGACUUGCCCUGAGUUGAAAGGUGAAUUUCCUGUCCCUAGGGACAGUCAUAGUACCAUUGCCAUUGGGAACAAGCUUAUUGUAUAUGGUGGAGAUUCAGGUUAUCAGUACCAUGGAAACAUUGAUAUUCUUGAUAUGGAAACAAUGACUUGGUCUAAAUUGAAUAUUCAAGGUUCUUCACCAGGAGUCUGGGCAGGUCAUGCUGCAGUAAACAUUGGAACCAAGGUCUAUAUCAUUAGAGGGGUUGGAGAAAAACGUUACUAUAAUGACAUUUGGAUCUUUGAUAUAUGCACUUGUUCAUGGACUCAACUCUUUAUAACUGGUCAACUACAUGGACUCAGCACUUAUAUCACUACAUGUUUCCUGUUCUUGGCUGUAUUACUGUAUGAGGUUAACAAAAUCUCAGGAUCAGUGCUUUCAGUUCAAACAAGCGACUCCAGAAGUAAAAAGUAUAGUGGGAGAGGUUAG